Molecule: messenger RNA, 4550 nt
Organism: Coccinella septempunctata (seven-spotted ladybird)
Lineage: Eukaryota; Metazoa; Arthropoda; Insecta; Coleoptera; Coccinellidae
Gene: Mekk1
Product: mitogen-activated protein kinase kinase kinase 4
Exons: 15
Coding region: 166-4095 (1309 amino acids)
Biological process (GO): protein phosphorylation; MAPK cascade
Molecular function (GO): ATP binding; protein kinase activity
Source: RefSeq, a predicted model, not a curated record
UUUGACAUCAGUUAUCAAUCACCUGUGUUGUGACGCUCAACUCUCUGAGUUGUGAGACGAUUCUAAUGGAUACCUUGAGCCAUAACAAUCUGUAAUACUGGUGGUAGAUGCGAAGUACAACGGGGUGUUUUAGCGACUAUUUAGUUUUUGACGUACGUUUCAAGAAUGGUAGACUAUUUCCCACCUGAACUCAGUGAUGAAUAUGAUAUUUAUGGAAAGACGCCCCCAAGAACCAAAAUUCUUCGGAAACAUAGAGAGAAAAAGCAACGAGAUAGAACGGGUUUUCAUAGGAGCAAGUAUGAAGAAAUUCUUGGCACUUAUGGGAAGUGGCGUAUCAAAAAAAAAUUUGGUAAACCAAAGCUUGAUAUUGAAAGAAGUGAUAAAAGGACAUGGAUUACAAUCAGAAAUAUGCCAUCUCCAACAUCGAAAGGAAAGGCCUCUAUUGCCAGGAGGAACACAGUGGGAUAUAUUUAUGAUGAAAUGAUUUCUAAAGCUGAGAUGACUGAUUCAGAUCAUGGCGGAAAUGGGAUAACUAACAAGAGGAUGACCAAACGACAGCUCAAACUUCUUCGAGGCUCCGAAAGAGACCUCAAACUAGACAUAGCCAGCGCCCAGGCCGCUCAAAAUAUGAUCAUCACUAACGUUCCCAAUGGCCCCCCAACUCCCCAACCAAGCUUUCAAGUGGAAUGCAACAAGCGGUUCAUGUGUCUGUCGGGAAGGACUGUAUUCAACUGCAACAGUAACAGACAUUCAUAUGACAGUAAGUUGGAUGAAAAGAAGAAACAAAUAAUGGAUGACAAUGACGAAGAGGAAGAUAAAACCAUGACGAGUAGAGUGCUGUUCCAUCGCACGUUGUGCAUGCUGAUCAAAAUAGGGAUUAGCGAUAAACAGGGAGACAGAAAUCCCAAACGAUGUCCCAGCCGAGAAGAAUUCAGAUGGCACGAGUACAGAGAUGUCAUAUGGCUAGAGCUGAGGGCUUACCAUGCAAGCCGAACAACUGUCGAAGAAGAUAUAUUUCUAUGCAAAGAGCGAAAAGAAGUGGCAACUUUGCUUGAUGACUUAAUGAAUUACCGCUUCGAGCCAAAAAGAUGUGGCAGAUAUCCUAAGGAACUUCAAACACAGAAUGGCAAAAAAGAAUGUUCUGGAUGUGCGUUCAUAAAUUGCGUCGCCUGCCUUGAUGCGCAAAGUGAGGCAUUAAAGGAGAUAGAAGAGCUGUCACAACGUUUGGAGAAAGCAGAGUCACUGUUCCCAUCUGGAAAAGCCUUCGCUGAGAUGUAUCCAAUAUAUAGAAGUCCCGAGUUUGAAGGGAGAGUUGCCACUAUCAGCUUAUGGGUAAAUCUAACAAGAUUACACAGAAUAAAUUUAAUGCUACUCGGAAGGUUCCUAUUCUUUCUCGACACGAAAAAUUGCAAAUGGAACACACCCUCUGAGAAAUCAACAACUAAUGGGGGCAGUAAUAACCAAACGGAGGGCAGUAAUAACCAAAUGGAGGGCAAAAAAAGUCCUUCUCCCAAUGAUCCAAAUAAUGAUUUCAACAUUGAAGACUUCGAUUAUAUGAGCAAUAAUUUUCUUCUUCAUUUGAUGAAGAUGACUGAGAACGAAGAUUCCUCACCUUAUCGAAAGUACAUUGAAAAUGUACUCAAAACUCAGGCUUUGAAGAAAAGCUUGAAUUUUCUGGAAAAAUUACACGUUCAAGUACUUAAUAAGGCCUUAUUGACGUUGGAGAAACCAAGGAAUGGCGAUGUGUUCACUAACACUUCUCUUUCCAACGAGGAGAAUGAAUUGAGAAGGUACGGAGCAUGGAGUCCCGAAGCUCAAGCCAUAAACUUACCUUCUUAUCGUGCGGCUUUUCUAUUUCUCGCCGCUGUUCCCUUGGAGGUAAUACAUCAGUUCAUGUUGCUGAGAUUAGAACAGAGACCUCUGAAUCCAUCACCUCUGAGUGUACGUCAGUUAAUGAGAGAAUAUAAGGAAGGGCUCAAUAUUGCAAUAACACAAAGAAAUAGGGCUGAAAAUUACAUAAGCGCAAUCAAACGCUCUACAGAUUUGUCGAUCGACAAGUAUGUGUCUAAACUGAAACAUUACGAUGAAUGCAUGGAGAUGUUCUUUAUGGCUUACCUAGGAUAUAUAGAAAAAUGGGCACUUCUAGAACAUGUAACUUUUCAGAAAAACCUCCUGGAAGUAGAGUGGGACUACUGUAGUGAAAUAAUCAAAUGUAUGCCGCAUCGACAGGGUAUUCUUGAACAGAAGUUUUGCGAAAUACUUUGUGCAAUACUGAAGAGAAUCGCGAAUAGAAUGAUGGUCAAUGUUGAGGAUAUUGUAGGCGCCGCUCAGGACGAUGAUGACGUAAAAUACAACAUACUGGCUAUAUGUAGGGAACUUCAGCCUGUACUCAAUGAGGAAAGAGAAAUGAGUGUAAAAGCUCUUUCUUUUUGCAAGAAAAUAUUCAAAAAUGAAGUGUGUGAUGAAGCUGUGUGGAGGGUGAAGGAAGCGAUAUUUAAAUUCAAAUGCACAAUACCAGACGUUAUCGAGAGAAUACAAUCUUUGUUCGUAAUUGUUGAUACCAUUAUUGAUGAUGUAGAAAGAAUUACCCUUGUUAAUAGAGUCAGAGAAAUUUUAAUGCAAGCAUACAAGAUUGGAUUUGAAUUCUACAGAGAAAUGACUGAUUUCGUACCUGACCAGAAGAGAAGAAGACUCGUGUUGACCUUGGUGCAGUUCGCUAACUUAUGGAUGAAGUUCGUGGUGGAAAAAUGCGAAAGGGGUCGCGGAAUGCGUCCCAGAUGGGCGUUGAAGGGUUUGGAGUUUCUUUGCGCCGUUGUCGAUCCGAAGAACACUCGAUUCCUCACGCAGGCCGAAUUCGAACAGCUGAAGACCGACAUGGAUCAGUGCAUCUCGCAUGUAAUCGGUACCACGGCCCCCUCUACUCCGGAUUCGGGCCUAUAUUCAGCGUCCCCAAGGAGUUCGCACAGCGGAAGAUCCAGAGGAUCCUCCCCGAGUCCACGACCGGCCCACAGGAACAAGAGGUCCAGAAGAAAGAUCAGCAAUGAAAAGAUGUCUUCUCCGUCUGAGGAUUCCCUCGAUUCGUUCAGUUUUGAUAGCAGGAAAUUACUUGCCCCACAAUGCGGUGAUGCAACUCCCAAGCAAGACGUGUGUCCCCAAACUAGAGCCAAAGAAGCAAUAGAACUACUCGAUGUGGAAAUAGAUAAUAGUCGAAGAAAUGCAAGACUGAUCGGUAAAGUACUGAACAAAAGACCAACAAGCUUUCGCGUAAGACAGAAAUACGUCAAAUUCACGUGGCAAAGAGGCAUAAAAAUAGGACAAGGACGGUUCGGAAAAGUAUAUACUGCAGUCAACAACAACACGGGAGAAAUGAUGGCGCUCAAAGAGAUACCCAUACAAAAUAACGACGAUGGGAGUUUCAUGAGAGCCACCGAUGAAAUGAAAGUAUUGGAAGGGAUUUCUCAUAGGAAUCUUGUGAAGUAUUACGGUACCGAAAUCCAUAGGGACGAAAUGAUGGUUUUCAUGGAGUAUUGUCAAGAGGGUACCCUAGAAAACAUCAUAGCUGCAUGUGAUGGUGGUUUACCUGAACUACUGAUGCGCAGAUACACGUUCCAAUUGUUGUCCGGAGUACAUUAUCUACACGAACACGGUGUGGCGCACAGAGACAUCAAACCGGCCAAUAUUUUCAUGACUGAUGAUUGGAAUUGCUUGAAAAUUGGGGAUUUCGGGAGUGCUGCCAAAAUCAAGGCACACACGACGGUUGCUGGGGAACUGAAAGGACUUUUUGGAACUCUUGCUUACAUGGCGCCAGAAGUGUUUUCAGCAAAACAAGGGCAUGGAAGAGCUGCUGAUAUUUGGUCAGUUGGAUGUGUUGUUGUCGAGAUGGCUUCAGGAAAGAGACCCUGGUCAGAACUUGAUUCAAAUUACCAGAUCAUGUUCAAGGUUGGUUCCGGUGCCCGCCCAGAUCCUCCAGAAAAUAUGAUUGAUGAAGGCGUAGACUUCUUGAGGUUAUGUUUCAAAUUUAAACAAUAUCUCAGAGCUACAGCUCAAGAACUGCUUAAUCAUGAUUUUGUUAAAGUGGGAGGCGAGGAUCUAUAGGAUUCCCACUAUUCCACACCGUUUUAUUCGCCUGUCAGAAACUUCUGACAGUGUGAAGUAUUUUUAAGAGAUGAAAGUACUAUCCAACAAUCGCCCAGUGAAUCCUUUGUCACGCUUAAACUUGGUCAACAUUUUUCAAUAAUUGUUCUGUUAGUAAUCGAUAUUCUAUUGAAAUAUGAUGUUAAAGGAAGUCUGAAUCAUUUUGUUCCUGUAAUUAUAUUAUACUUCAUUUUAUUGUUUUUCUAUUUGUAUUUUAUAUUAUAAUCUUUUAUUCGAGUAAUGUAUUAUAGAUCUCUUCAUUUAAAUGUGAUAGUUUUUUAUUUAUAUAAUAGGUCUAGGUAGAACUGUGUAAAACUAUUUUUGCUGUAUGUUUCAACCUAGAGUUUUAUAUAAAGUAGAAUGAAAUAAUGCUGUUGUUCCAGCUCAGAAAUAAAUAUUUUAUAUAAUUGCCGAAA